Brassica oleracea var. oleracea is the source of this 1176-nucleotide messenger RNA. RefSeq lists its product as uncharacterized. Gene Ontology annotation, biological process: protein ubiquitination. Gene Ontology annotation, molecular function: ubiquitin protein ligase activity. The record is from RefSeq and is a predicted model, not a curated record. The transcript is spliced from 4 exons. NCBI's taxonomy places the organism in Eukaryota, Viridiplantae, Streptophyta, Magnoliopsida, Brassicales, Brassicaceae. Bases 211 to 888 code for a protein of 225 amino acids.
CGAAAUAUCAAAGAGCGGAAAGUCGCUUUUUUUCUUUUUUUUUCAAUUUAUAAAUAUUUCCUUAGAAAUUAUAAAGCAGACGUAUAUGUGUUAAUCACUCGUUUGCUGUAUUGGUCAUUGGGUUCCAAGGAUUGUCUGUUUCAAGACCCAACCUUUGGAUUCUCUCCUCUCUUCUGUAAUAAUUCCAGAGAGAGGUGAUUAGGAAAGGAGAUGUAUUAUCAGUUGACCAACUCAUCUUACAGAGAUUCUUUGAAGAUUCUUGAGGCUGACAUUGAGCACGCCAAUUCACUGGCUGCUGAGAUUCCAAUGGGAAAGAGCGGUGUGCGACUUCAGAUGAAACUGGUGUGCAGUAACUUGGCUCCUUUCUUCAUAUUCUUGCUACAGUGGAUGGAUAUCUCAUGUCUCCUUCCAAGCUAUUUUGAUUUCUUCUACAUUCUCAUUUACAAGGUAGGUGUUGAUGGACGGUGGAAUCUAUCCAGGUACGGAAGAAAAGCUACAAUCAGGGAGUUUUGCGGUGUUAUAUUACCAUCACUUGAGCGUCUUCACAUAAACUUCGCUGACGAUAGCUUAUGGUAUCCGAAUCCAAAAGCUAUCACCAAGAAGUAUGAUAACAGAUUCAUCAUGUCUACCGUCGACUUGGAAAGAGAAGACGAAUGCGGGAUCUGCUUAGAGCCUUGCACGAAAAUGGUGUUGCCCAACUGUUGCCAUGCCAUGUGCAUCAAAUGUUACCGGAACUGGAACACCGAGUCGGAGUCAUGCCCGUUUUGUAGAGGCAGCAUCAAGAGAGUGAACUCUGAGGAUCUUUGGGUGCUGACUUGCGAUGAAUAUGUGGUGGAUACAGAGACGGUCACGAAGGAGGAUCUUCUUCGGUUCUACCUCCACGUUUAAUAGCCUCCCUAAAGAUUAUCCUGAAGCCGUCUUCCUACUUGACAACGAGUACUUGAUAUGAUUUGGUUACAUGGUGAGGGUGUAGAGAGGGAGAAAGAUCCCAGACCUUUAACUAAGUGUAUAUUAAGAGUCUGGGUGAUCCAAGAUUAUUAUCCUUCAUUUUAGAUUAUGAUGAUAAAAAAUUGUCAUAAUGUGUCACCCUUGUUAUGAAAUAUGAAAGAGAUAUUUCACGUCUUGUUUCUUCUUGACAGCACAAACAUGUUUCAAGAAUCAAAUAUGAGGAUUAGA